This is a messenger RNA of Scophthalmus maximus (turbot), 5758 nucleotides long. It is a transcript of the gene duoxa, whose product is annotated as dual oxidase 2. The record is from RefSeq and is a predicted model, not a curated record. Lineage: Eukaryota; Metazoa; Chordata; Actinopteri; Pleuronectiformes; Scophthalmidae. Gene Ontology annotation, cellular component: endoplasmic reticulum membrane. The transcript is spliced from 12 exons. Bases 4015 to 5187 code for a protein of 390 amino acids. Gene Ontology annotation, biological process: protein transport.
GAGUCCACAAAUAAAGAGUCCGGCUUGAGGCCCAGUGCCUCAGCAAACUCUGACGCCGCGAGCUCGCACUGGAGAACCUCUCUGGCUUUCUCGUGGGAAACGCCGCUCAUGUCGCCAGCGUCACACUUCUCUAUUUCCAAGACCUGCGCACCAGAGGGACAGUGUCAUUAUAGUUUGUCACCAGAUUGGCAUUAGUGAUAUCACUGACGGCAGCUGAGGUUAUCAUCACAGAUGAGGUCACCAUCGAGACUAACGAUUAGUUCUUUUGGCCUGAGGUUGGACCUAAUUUGACCUCAAACAAGGUUUGACGACAUGUUGUGGCGAAGCCUUAAAGCUGCUGCCGCCGAGUAUGACGGUACCUUGGAGAAAGCGUGUCGGAUGAAAGUUUCCACGAUCUGGGCCCUCUGCUCUUUGGUUAAAGCCUCCUUCAGCAGUCCCUUCUCUCUUGUCUCCUUCACUCUAAUUUCCUGCCCGAUGACUGUCGCCACCGUGCGCAGAUGCUUGACAAACGCUGUACGUUUACUCUCGUCAUCAAAAAACAGCAGCUGGAUGAACAAACGGAGGACAGCGGAGGAAGGUGAAGAGGAUUAGAAGGAGACAUAGUGAUGCAAAUAAGCCACUCACCAGGUCGUACUCUUUGGCUACUUUGAGCAGCAGAGCUCUGCAGUGACGGUCGUUGGAGAGACGGACAUCUAUGUAGUCCUGGUUGCCCAGAUUGAGGCAGCGCAGAGCGGCGCCGGAUGUGUCGGAGACCUGCAGCCUCCUCUUCUCAUCGACCUCCACGCUGACUGGAUGCAGAGGUUUUUUAUGGCCCUGCCACUCGUAGGCUGGAGCAAACAGAAGCAGAGUUAGAAGAGGUGGAGUGUGAGUGAAAGUGAUUCCCGCAGCCAGCUCCUCCACUUUGGCACCAGCUCUUCUUCUUCUUCUCUGAAACUUCCUGUACCUGUACUUGCGAAGAUACGCCACCAUACAGGCCACGAGAAAACUCACUGCGAAGGGCGCAAAUGAAAUCAGCACCUGUGCAGCGAGAGGAUUACGCGGAGACUUUUCCCUCUACCUGGAAUGUGGCCACAACGGUCCUCCGGGCGUUUUGAAACAGCUCUUCGUCUGACCACUCUGGGUGUUCCUCAUGCAGUUUGGAGGCGAGGACACGACAACAGAGCAGUGACAACAGGAGAAGAUCCCUCUGCCUCCGCCUCAGAUAAUAACUACACACCUUUAACAACACAAGCAACAAAACACUGGGUUCAUGACACCGUCUUCGCCUUCCUCGCUAUAGAGACGGGGAUUUACUGCGGCGAGCGUGGCAAUCCAUUUACACAAUAAUUAAAGAGUCAUUACACACGUCAGGCUGGGCCUCUCUUGACUCAACCUCUCGGGCUUGCAACCAUGCAAUGCAGCCCUCAGUGAAAUAAUAUUUGCAAGAAGUUAUUACUGUUUGCUUUCAACAGCCUGCAGUAUCGACAGGGCUGACGUUUCGACAUCAGGUAAAUACAGAGCAGAUGAUAGAUUUCAAAGUUAAACCAAACAAAUAUUUAAACGCGUGUAAGUUUAGGGAUCUGGAGAUCUAUUGUUUGCAUUUAACAAUUAGUUUGUGAUGUGCACAGAUUGUUGUGCACAAUUGUUUUAAGGUGAAGAAAAUACGCACCGCCAAGCAGUGGAUUGUUGUUCACAACUGUGUCUUUCUUCUUGGAAAGCGACACUGCUGUGGUUGAGUUUUGUUGCAUGAAAGGCCAUGAAUUACUAAAUAUCACUUCGUGCCAAUACGUCUUCAAUAAAUCACACUUAACUAUUGGGUUGGAUGUACUGGGCAAAUUAUGUUCGAUGGUGUUUUAGAGUGAACUGUCUCGAGAAUGGACGACGUACAGUAGGAGUCUAGUGGACUUUUCUGUCACAACCAGCUCGUAUUCAUAAAUCUGCGCCUGGUCAGAUACACCAAAUCAGGUAGUGGAAGAUGAAAAAAUGAGUUAUUGGUACAGAUGAGAAGUUACAACAUGUCUCACCAUAGAGGCCAUGGGGGCCUUGUUCUCCUGUAGAGGGGUCAGCAGCGCUCCACAUGAGGUUGCGUCCGCCUCCAUGUUUUGGCAUGUUCCACUCAAAGCCUGAAGUCAAGAGCCCUCCUGAGAAGCUUCUCAGGGAGUCAGACCAGGACGUGGAGGGGCCGUAGAUGGAGCUGCCGUCUAUCCAUGCUGUCACCAGGUUGACCUGCAUGUGUUGCAUUUGUUUUUCUCAUAUUAGAGCACAUUUGGGAAAGUGAAACAUGGGGUGACACGAUGUAAAGUACCCUCCAGAACUCCCUGACGUGGUACAGCUCUUAACUUACUGUUCACAUUUCACGAUUAUUUCUGGAGGCUGCAAUAACCACUGGCAGAAAUGUCACUUUACACUGUUAAGGGGUCAAUGAUCGGCACCUGCGUGCGAGGGUUGCUGGGACUCUGUCCAGACUCCUUGUCCCAUGGUCCGCGCUGGAAGGGCAGCAGGACUUUCCCCGUGGCAGCUGGGUCAAACACAGGGUCGCCUUCUGGGACCGGGAUGUUCAUGAACUCAGGCGGACACCCGGGGUGUCUCGAAUCGAAAACUUCAAAAGAGACAUGAUAACCUGCAAGGUUCGAGAAAAGUGGAUUAUACUUCAAAAACGUUACUCUAUUAAAUUCCUGCAUUGUCAGUGAAGAAGGGGCUCCGAUGGGAGUGCAUUCAAUCACAGACAUACCAAGAGAGACAAAGGCAUAUUCGACUUCAGCCUUUUGAAAGCAAAUGUUUCAUCUCUUAUAAGUGAGGGGCCCUAUACGCUUUUGUCAUUUGCCAUUUGGGGAAUCCUUUUGUCUGUGAGUUUGUCACUUAACUGUCAGAUAAACAACAGGAAGGGUAUUAUUCCAUUUUUUUUUUUUUGAACGAUUUCAUUGCCUGCAAUGCAUGAUGGGUGGAGAGCAGGCGCCGACCAGUGUAGUGUAGAUCAUUAAGACUCACUUUGGCUUCAAACUAUAGUUUGGAGGAAAUUAGAAUUUGGGCACAUUCCGAUGCAACUAAAAUGCAUUUGGUGUAUUUACCAAAGAAGAGGGAGAGCACGGUCUGGUUGCGGGCGGAGGGCAGACCGGACGGGCCCCCGGCCAGCAGGCGGCUCAGCGCGCGGGGGUUCGGCAGCAGCGGCUCCUGGACCGGCUGGUAGACUCCGUCCCGGUAGUGCGCGGGCACGAGGCGCACGAGGUGGGAACCUGCGCGGGCGUGAACACAGCUGAGACCGUGGCGUGUUGUUGGCAGGCAGAACUCAACUACCUGCGUUAACUACUGCCGCUGCGGACUUACCGACAGCUCCGCGCCUGGGGGAGCCCAGGCUGUUGUACCAGCCGUCAAACCGAGGGACCUCCCGGGCGACUUCGGCGCGUGACUCUGUUCAAGCACAUCGUCGAGAUUUCGUCGGAACAAUUUUUCUUUCUACGUCAGGCGAGUUGAGCAAAGUGAACGUCCGGCUGGCAACGGUCGCCGUCUACUCACGUUCACCCACGACGAGCACCAAGCCGACCACUGCGCACACACUCCAAGCCCGUUUACGCAAAUCCAUUGAUGCGAGAGAUGGUCCGCAGCGCAGUCCUGUGCCAAGCGCAGAGAAGAGCUCCUGACAACUGCACACAGGGUAAAGGUGAGUAACACUUGAUAUUAUAUUUUGGUCAAAUUUCCAUGAAAUAAAAAGUUUGGCCUGACAGAAAUUAGAGAGAAAGGCAAACCCAGGGUGUCUGCAAAACUUUGACACUGCUCCUUUUAAAAAAAAAAUCUUUAAACAUCAGACAUUCACAAUACCUCCUUCCCUUGGUCCCAGGUCAUUGCAUGCAUACAAUGAACACGAUCACAUGAUAUUUAAUAUGAGAAGAGGAAAGCCUUGAGUCUUACCUCCCGCAGAGGUUGAAAUGUAGCGCAGAAGAGUGCAGGAGCACAGGUGCAGGUCAGGUGUGGUGCAAUACCUCAGCCAACAUAUGUUGCACAGCUUGUCCCAAACUGCAUGUGACCUGUUACAGCCAAAUGGGAAUGGUCAUCGUCUCUGGAUCACACCUCCCCCCCCCCCCCCAGCUUCCCAGUGAAUUCAUCCUCCUCCUCAGAGACACAAAGGAGGCCGGUGGUAUAAAAGAAGCGUACGUUCCCUCAAACGGUCACACUUCACUCUCCUCUACCUCGGUCCUCGUCUUUCAACGUUCAGUCUCAGCUGUGUCUGCGAGAUCAGGAGCUGAGAUGACUUUCUACGAUGACAUUUACCCAUUCUACCCUCUACAAAGGACUUCCUUCAUCUUCAGUGGCCGCUUGUUCACCAUUAUCCUGGUGUUCCUUGUGCUGGCAGUCAGUCUCCUUCUCAUUCUGCCAGGCAUACGGGGGAAGUCGAGGCUGUUCUGGAUGUUUAGAAUAAUCCUCAGCUUGUUCAUUGGUGCGGUAAUAGUGGCUCUCAACUUUACUAAUGACUGGGCUGAGGCCAGAAUGACCACGAAUGCCACCUAUAAGUCUUUCAGCAACGCCGUGGUCAACGCCGAGAUCGGCUUGCACGUUGGACUGUACGGCAUUAACGUCACACUGAAGGGGAAUCCUGUUGUACAGUUCAAUGAGACCAUUGACUACAACGAGAUGUUCAGCUGGCACGGCACCAUCGAAGAAGAGUAUGAGGAAGCUCUGGAGAAAGGUUUACCCAAUCCGAUCCUCUACAUUGCUGAGAAAUUCACCCUCAGCAGCCCAUGUGGACUCAUCUAUCAGUACAGAUACUCUGGACGAUAUGCCUCUGCAACUCUCUGGACUGCAUUCUGCUGCUGGUUGCUUGCCAAUAUCCUGUUCUCCAUGCCGGUCAUCCUGUAUGCUGGUUACAUGAUGAUGGCAACGGCUGCCUUCCUCUUCUUCUCCAUGGCCUCCUUCUCCACCAUCAUGAAUGUGCCGCAGUGUGUUUUCUCCAUAGGAGCUGACACCUUUGAAACAGAGUACAGUCAUUCCUUCUGGUUGGCUCUGGCUACAGGUGUUCUGUCCAUCAUCAUUGGGAUUCUGGUGGUGACGUUUGACUUUAUGAUGCCAGAGAAGAUGAAAGAGGCUUUCAGCUCUGGUGUUGACAGUUAUGAGGAUGAGGAUGUUUCUGAUGGGGAGGGCUACUUGAAUUCAGUAUUUCUUGACGGAGUGACAAUUUCACCAUCGACAUCAAAAAUCACCAUGGUACAUAUAUGAAUCCACCCAGGGUUGCCUCGGGAACCUUUUUCCAACCAGUACUUGAAGGUGUUUUUGGUGAAUGUGCUACAGGAGGAGUUUGUUUUAAUUACCCACGUGAGCCUGUAAGUUUAAUGUGUUCAGUGAUUUAUUGUAAAUAGUUCAGGACUUGUUCAGUUCAUCAUCAUGUUGCAGUACUUGUAAAUACAAUAUAUAAAGUUGUGUGGGAUCCAUACAAUGUGUAAAUAUACUGAUAUGGACAAAAUGGAUUCUAUGUCUGUCCCUGUGUGUCACUGUUUAACUUGUUUGAUUUAGAUCACUUUGACGUUUGAUAGCCACUGCAGGAUUUCCUGCACUGUGUUGCACGUUGCUGGUGGCCACCUAAAUGUGUGCACAGUUUCUGAGCAGCUUGAUUGGUUGAGUUUCCUUCUUUUCUUCUGAUGCCCCCGAAAAAAUGUGAAAACUCAAAAGGAAACAGCCUAUGAAAGUUCAACCGAUUGAUCGCUAAACCAAGCAAAUGUAUUUUUAUUGUCUUUAUCGGUUUGUUUUUUUGCAGUAACAUCUUCAUAAAUUAAAGACAAGCACGUGUUCA